Puma concolor (puma) is the source of this 1486-nucleotide messenger RNA. The record is from RefSeq and is a predicted model, not a curated record. NCBI's taxonomy places the organism in Eukaryota, Metazoa, Chordata, Mammalia, Carnivora, Felidae.
GAUGCCCUAUAAACUGAAGAAGGAGAAGGAGACCCCCAAGCUUGCCAAAGGCACGACCAAGCCCAGCAGCUCGGGCAAGGAUGGUGGCGGCGAGAGCGCCGAGGAGGCCCAGCCCCAGCCUCAGCCCCAGCCCCAGCCGCAGCCGCAGCCCCAGCCCCCAUCGUCCAACAAGCGUCCCAGCAACAGCACACCGCCCCCAACGCAGCUCAGCAAAAUCAAGUACUCUGGAGGGCCCCAGAUUGUCAAGAAGGAGCGACGGCAAAGCUCCUCCCGCUUCAAUCUCAGCAAGAACCGGGAGUUGCAGAAGCUUCCUGCCCUGAAAGAUUCGCCAACCCAGGAGCGGGAGGAGCUUUUUAUCCAGAAGCUGCGCCAGUGCUGUGUCCUCUUUGACUUUGUAUCAGAUCCACUCAGUGACCUCAAAUUCAAGGAGGUGAAGCGGGCAGGACUCAACGAAAUGGUGGAGUACAUCACCCAUAGCCGUGAUGUUGUCACUGAGGCCAUUUACCCCGAGGCUGUCACCAUGUUUUCAGUGAACCUCUUCCGGACGCUGCCACCUUCAUCGAACCCCACCGGGGCCGAGUUUGACCCAGAAGAGGAUGAGCCCACCCUGGAAGCUGCCUGGCCACAUCUCCAGCUCGUGUAUGAGUUUUUCUUACGUUUCCUCGAGUCUCCUGAUUUCCAGCCAAACAUAGCCAAGAAGUAUAUCGACCAGAAGUUUGUCCUUGCUCUCCUGGACCUGUUUGACAGUGAGGAUCCUCGAGAGCGGGACUUCCUCAAGACCAUCUUGCAUCGCAUCUAUGGCAAGUUUUUGGGGCUCCGGGCUUAUAUCCGUAGGCAGAUCAACCACAUCUUCUACAGGUUCAUCUAUGAGACAGAACAUCACAACGGGAUUGCUGAGCUCUUAGAGAUCCUCGGCAGCAUCAUCAACGGCUUUGCCUUGCCCCUUAAGGAAGAGCACAAGAUGUUCCUCAUCCGUGUCCUGCUUCCCCUUCACAAGGUCAAGUCCCUGAGUGUCUACCACCCGCAGCUGGCUUACUGUGUGGUACAGUUCCUGGAGAAGGAGAGCAGUCUCACAGAGCCGGUGAUUGUAGGACUCCUCAAGUUCUGGCCCAAAACCCACAGCCCCAAGGAGGUCAUGUUCCUGAAUGAGCUAGAGGAGAUUCUAGAUGUCAUUGAACCUUCAGAGUUCAGCAAAGUGAUGGAACCACUCUUCCGCCAGCUUGCCAAGUGUGUCUCCAGCCCUCAUUUCCAGGUGGCAGAGCGUGCUCUCUAUUACUGGAACAAUGAGUACAUCAUGAGCCUGAUCAGUGACAAUGCUGCCCGAGUCCUCCCCAUCAUGUUCCCUGCACUCUACAGGAACUCCAAGAGCCACUGGAACAAGACAAUCCAUGGACUGAUCUACAAUGCCCUAAAGCUGUUUAUGGAGAUGAAUCAGAAGCUGUUUGAUGACUGCACACAACAGUACAAGGCAGAGAAACAGAAGUGA